AGCUGAAGUCAUUCGCAGCAAAGAAACCGAAACGAAAUGUGCUACAAGUUGUCCCUAAUUGCGCUCAGUGUGCUGAUCAGCAUAGUGUGCGUGCACAGCGCCGCGGUGGAUCAGACGCAUCUGGUGGUGGAGAAACAGCAGCUGGAGGGCCAGACAACAACUGAUGACAUCGAUGCGACCAGUGUGCCGGAGCAAUGCCAUCAGCCAAAGGAGACGGGUCGCUGUUUUGCGCUCUUCUAUCGCUUUGCCUACAAUCUGGACACGCAUGCCUGCGAAGAGUUCGUCUACGGCGGCUGCGCCGGCAACAGCAACAACUUUGAGACCAAAGAGCAGUGCGAGCAGCUCUGCCUGGGCAUAUCAGCGCCAUCAACCGCAGCUUCCGCGACAGAGCAGAGCACGGAACUGACUGCGGAGCAACAGCAAGCGGCAGAGACGACCACGAGCAGCGCCAACCAGCCCGCUUCGGAUUAGUGGGAAGAACCCGGACACUGUCUAUAUAGUACAUAAGUAAAAAGCUAACACUCACAAUUAUAUUAAUCACGCUCCCACUAUACAUACCCAUAUGUGUACAGAUUUAAUGUAUCGACACAUAUACACUUAAGUACACAGCUCCAGGGGCGGACUCUGAAGUAAAGGGUCCCAGUAUUAAAAAAAAUUUAAAAAAUCGAUCUAUACCAAAUCAUCUUCUUAAAUACAGUUUUAAUAACAAGAAAAGUCACGUGUUCCACUAAUAAAUACGUCCGUCAUAGAUUAAGUACUAUUGCAGACAAUAUUGUAUCAAUAUCAAUUAUAUAUAUCAAUUGUUAGCGGCAUAGUAAAGUUAUAAACUGCCGAUUGUAGGCAAAUCAAAAUUUUACUCAAACAAGAAUGUUAUUUCCUUCCGAACGUUCCUUUGGGAACUUUAUGAUAUGGUGGUCCAAUCCGGUACAUUCGAAAUAUUCUUCACAACGGCGCCUUAGAUUGUUGAGCGCCGCCUUCACUCCGUUCCUGCUUAGCUC
Molecule: messenger RNA, 998 nt
Organism: Drosophila novamexicana
Lineage: Eukaryota; Metazoa; Arthropoda; Insecta; Diptera; Drosophilidae
Product: early lactation protein
Exons: 1
Coding region: 37-471 (144 amino acids)
Molecular function (GO): serine-type endopeptidase inhibitor activity
Source: RefSeq, a predicted model, not a curated record